AUGCCUUUAAAAUUGCUUGCCAAAAAGUCGUGGCACGUCUACAACGCAGACAAUGUCGCGCGCGUGCGCCGCGACGAGGCUGAGGCCCGUGCUCGCGAGGCCGACGAAGAGCGCCAGCAGCGUGCCGCCGAAUCGUCGCAGCGGGCGGCCCAGUUGAGAUGGGAGGCCGAUCCCGAUGCUUCUCCCGAACAUACCAAAUGGGCGGCGGCGGCGGAACAUACGUCAAAGACUCCGGCUCCAGCACCAGCCGUGGCGCUUCACGCGCCUACCCGCCGGCCGCGCAAACGCCACGGCGAAGACGACACGGAUUUUGAGAUGCGUAUGGCACGGCAAUACGUCGAAGAGGAGGUUAAGGCGAGCAAAAGGCAAAAAAUGACUGGUGCUGCUGUAGAAAAAGACCGGCCAAUCGUCGACCGCAACGGAAACAUUGAUCUGUUUAGUCAGCUUGCAGACGAGGGCGCUAUCGGUGCACAAACAUCUCGAACACAGCCAGCCGGCCCGGCCCCAGACGUACCGCCUUCUUCCAUGCGCUUUGCCGAUGCUGCAGGCGGCGAAAACGCACUCAGUGCAUGGUACGCUGGCGAAAAGGGCCCGACGCCGGCGUCCAAGCCGUCGUUCUCUUCAUCUGCCGGGUCAGCCUACAACAAAUCGCGCCGUCCUCCCCUCCCGGCGCCGGCAGGCUCCAUGGCUGCCGAUCCGCUCGAAGCUAUGCGCCAAGCGGCAGCCACUAUUCGCACCCUGAAAGAAGACCGGAAGCGUGAGUCGGCAGAGCGGGCAAGGGAGAUGGCAGAUUUGAUAAAGGAACAAACUCGGCGAGAGGAACGGGAGCGGGAGAGAGAGCAUCGUCGUCGACACGGGCGGCGAGAACGUCGCCACCGCCACCACCGACAUGACGAUACGCGACGCCGAGGCGAUGAUUCCGACAAUGACAAUGACGACGUCGACAGUCUCGAGGGCUUUACACUAGACGAUGACCACAAGGGCCUAAGGUAUCGCCAGGACAAGGACAUUAGAGACAAGAGGCACCGUUCGUACCGCAACCGACGAGACGACCGGGAUGACCGUCAUGCAGAGAGGACACAUCACCGCCACCGAGAAGAACGUCUUCAUAGGAACGACAAGGACCGAGAGAGGAGUCAUACACGCCAUCAUCGCGAACGGGAAUGA
Sporothrix brasiliensis 5110 is the source of this 1167-nucleotide messenger RNA. RefSeq lists its product as uncharacterized. Bases 1 to 1167 code for a protein of 388 amino acids. The transcript has 2 exons. The record is from RefSeq and is a predicted model, not a curated record. Lineage: Eukaryota; Fungi; Ascomycota; Sordariomycetes; Ophiostomatales; Ophiostomataceae.